AUGAUGACGACGUGCCGUCUGCUGUGCGCCCUGUUGGUGCUCGCCCUGUGCUGCUGCCCGUACGUGUACGCUGCACAGGAUGCGCCGACUCAAGUUUCUUCCCAGACGAUGACGGCAACUACAACAGUGACAUCAGAGAGUAACAAGCAGAUUACGUCUGAAGGCCUUUCGAAGAACACUCUCAUUACAGCAACAACACCAGUCGUUGACACUAAGCCUGAGGAUGACACAAAUGUAACCGUCACCACUCUCCCUUCCUCUCCAUCAGAGGGAGAACAGGAGAAAGGUAAGGCGGGGCCGUCAGGUAUGGUGACCGCUUCGGAACAGGAAGAUACUGCCAGAGAUGAACAAACUUUGAACGGCCCGGAUUCGCAUUCAAGUGUCGCGACCAGUACUUUGCAGAGCGAGGGUACGGAUGGUACAUCAAGGACACAAAGCCGCACGAGUGUAGCUGCAGAACAAGCAACUGAGGAAGCCAAAGAUUCUGCCCAGACGACCACGACGACCACCACCACCACAAAAGUGCCAAUUACGUCCACCACUGCGCCAGUGGCACCAACUACUACAACCACAGAGACGCCAACCACGACGACUACCCGCGCACCGUCACAUCUUCGCGAAAUCGACGGCAGCCUCAGCAGCUCUGCGUGGGUGUGUGCCCCGCUGCUGCUCGCCGCAUCCGCGCUGGCGUACACCACUCUGGGCUGA
Messenger RNA from Trypanosoma cruzi, 708 nucleotides. Its product is annotated as mucin TcMUCII, putative. NCBI's taxonomy places the organism in Eukaryota, Euglenozoa, Kinetoplastea, Trypanosomatida, Trypanosomatidae. The transcript has a single exon. Bases 1 to 708 code for a protein of 235 amino acids. The record is from RefSeq and is a predicted model, not a curated record.